This is a messenger RNA of Ricinus communis (castor bean), 1300 nucleotides long. RefSeq names its product B3 domain-containing transcription factor VRN1-like. Lineage: Eukaryota; Viridiplantae; Streptophyta; Magnoliopsida; Malpighiales; Euphorbiaceae. Gene Ontology annotation, molecular function: DNA binding. The transcript is spliced from 6 exons. The record is from RefSeq and is a predicted model, not a curated record. The coding region runs from base 1 to 1179 and encodes 392 amino acids.
AUGGGAGGUGCAGCGGUGUCUUUUAAAGAGGAAGACACUGUGUUCAAAUUGUUAGGUGGUAUUACAAGAAGAUUCGUGAGAAGGUACGGAAAUGAUCUGUCAACUCCGGUUGUCUUGAAAGUCCCUAGCGGUGCAAAAUGGGAAGUAGAGCUUGUCAAACAUGAUGGUGAGAUUUGGUUACAAAAUGGCUGGCAAGAAUUUCUGAAGUAUUACUCCUUAGACCAUGGAUUCUUCCUAGUUUUUAAAUACAAUCAAAGAAAUUAUAAUUUCAAUGUGAUCAUAUUUGACAAAAGUGCUAUAGAAAUAGACUAUCCGAGGACUGAUUUUGCAUUAAGGAAAAGAGGCAUUUCUUGUCAGAGACGGUCAUUAGACGAGUUUGGGUUCAGAAUAAAACCAUUAACUGAUGAGGAAAAGGCUAAAACACUUGAUAGAGCAAUGACUUAUUUUAAAUUUGAAAAUCCAUUCUUCAUUAUUGCAAUGAAGCCAACAUAUGUACAUCCUGCACAUAAAUUGGCUAUACCAGCUAGCUUUGCCAAGAAAUAUUUUGUUAAGCAAUGUGAUAUCGCCAUCCUCAGUACUGUGAAUGGGAAGACAUGGUCUGUUGAGUACAAUCAUGAUUUGACCAAUAGAAAAGCAACAACUAGAUUGGGUCAUGGCUGGAAACAAUUUGCAUGUGGAAAUCAUUUAAAAGUUUGUGAUGUUUGUGUAUUUCAACUAAUAAAUCACCCGAAAACUACAUUGAAUGUUGUCAUUUUUCGAUGUAAGAAGGAUUCAAAGAUUAAUCCAUCACUCAGAAACAACAAGCAAUUGAAACAGAACAAGAGUUCUCACAACAGUAAAUUUAUGCAAAGGCAUUCAUGCUCAAAGGUUUCUGAAGCUGUUGAAGUUGCCAACAGAUUUACCUCCUUGAAUCUAUUCUUUGAAGUGAAUAUGCGCCAUUACCAUCUGUUUCUCACGGAACUUACCAAGAAAAGGGAAGAGAAUGUAAUUUUACAGUUCGGAAGGAGACAGUGGCCUGUAAAACUAAUAAUCUACCGUUCUCAUCGAGGCUGGUUCUCUGAAGGAUGGGCUUCAUUUGCAAAGGGAAACUCACUACAAGCUGAAGAUGUUUGCGUAUUUGAGUUGGUUAACCGUAAAAUUCUGUUACUAAAAGUCUCCAUUUUCAGAAAUGUGAAGUAACUUGUUCAAUCCCAUCUUGGAUUUCUUUUCUUUUUGGAGGAUAUAUUCAUCAGUCGUCACCGAUGCAUUGCAACGAAAUAAUUUUUGUAUUGCUAUUUAAUUUGUUUUGUGUUGAGACUUG